Messenger RNA from Condylostylus longicornis, 570 nucleotides. Its product is annotated as leptin receptor gene-related protein. The record is from RefSeq and is a predicted model, not a curated record. Gene Ontology annotation, cellular component: endosome. The transcript has 4 exons. Lineage: Eukaryota; Metazoa; Arthropoda; Insecta; Diptera; Dolichopodidae. The coding region runs from base 150 to 491 and encodes 113 amino acids. Gene Ontology annotation, biological process: late endosome to vacuole transport via multivesicular body sorting pathway.
UGAUUUUCUUAUUUUUGAAUCUUCAUACAUACAUAUACAUACGUUCGUAUAUUAUUCUAUAUUUCUUUUCAUGAAUUUAUGAUUUCAUCGAUGUUUAUUGAACAAAUUAUAAAGUUCUGUUGAUAUCGGCAUUGCUUGUGUGCCUUGCAAUGACUUUAAUAAUAUUAGCAUGUGCGGUUCCACAGCAAAAAGUUUUUUGGCCGUUCUUUGUUGUUCUAUUUCAUAUGUUUUCGGUGAUUCCAAUUUACUUAGCAAUACGUAGAGGCUCCGACUCAACAGGAUCGGCGCCAAAUGCGUGCUAUGAGUUCGCGUUGUUUCUUACAGCUGGUAUCGUCUUAAGUACAUUUGCCUUUCCAAUAGUAUUGGCUAAAGCUGGAGUAAUUAUUCCAAUGGCAAGUUAUUUGACAAUAGCUGGAAGUUUGGUUAUUUAUAUAACAAUAUUUGGACAUGCAAUGCGAGAAGUUGAUGAAGGUUACGGAGGAAUGUUUUAAUUUAAAACCAUUUAAAUGUAAUUUUUUGUUAAAUUUAAUUUAAACACAUAAUAAAAAAGAUUCGUACAAUAUAUUGAAA